Messenger RNA from Halichondria panicea, 1359 nucleotides. RefSeq lists its product as uncharacterized. The transcript has 8 exons. Bases 475 to 939 code for a protein of 154 amino acids. Lineage: Eukaryota; Metazoa; Porifera; Demospongiae; Suberitida; Halichondriidae. The record is from RefSeq and is a predicted model, not a curated record.
CAGUUCUCCUGCUAUUUCAUUUUCUGAGGAGGAGAAGCCAAUUCCUGGACAAGGUAUAAUUACAAUGUGCAAGCAUUGAACAAUGUGAGUUGUGACUAUAAAAUUUACGUAUAUUGUAUAGGCAAGAGUGUGACCAAGUCUAGUAAACUGACAUCAGCCAAGCAGACUGUUAGAUCCUGGUAUGUUACUAACUUUUGUAGAAUAUAUAUAUAUAUAUACAUAUACACACACUUAUAAUUAUGUUAUUAAAUGUGGUAAUGGUCACUACAGAGGAGAGUACUAGUGUGAUGGACGCUGUGCAGAGCUCCAGCAAGACCAAGUCUAGUAAACUGACAUCAGCCAAGAAGACUGUUGAUCCUGAGGAGAGUACUAGUGUGAUGGACACUGUGCAGAGCUCCAGCAAUACCAGGUCUAGUAAACUGACAUCUGACAUCAGCCAAGAAGACUGUUGAUCCUGAGGAGAGUACUAGUGUGAUGGACGCUGUGCGGAGCUCCAGUAAGACCAGGUCUAGUAAACUGACAUCAGCCAAGAAGACUGUUGAUCCUGAGGAGAGUACUAGUGUGAUGGACGCUGUGCGGAGCUCCAGCAAGACCAGGUCUAGUAAACUGACAUCAGCCAAGAAGACUGUUGAUCCUGAGGAGAGUACUAGUGUGAUGGACGCUGUGCGGAGCUCCAGCAAGACCAGGUCUAGUAAACUGACAUCAGUCAAGAAGACUGUUGAUCCUGAGGAGAGUACUAGUGUGAUGGAUGCUGUGCGGAGCUCCAGCAAGACCAGGUUUAGUAAACUGACAUCAGCCAAGAAGACUGUUGAUCCUGAGGAGAGUACUAGUGCGAUGGACGCUGUGCAGAGCUCCAGGAAGACCAGGUCUAGUAAACUGACAUCAGCCAAGUCUCCAGUAGUCACUGAACCUGGAAAUCUAUCAGAAGAUACUCACUAGGAUGGCUCAGCCACAUGGUGCACAGGGCAUCAUAUUAAUGGAUGAAAUUUAGUAGGAAUAUAGUUUUAUACGAAAUGUACACGCUUAAAAUGUUUGGAGGUCAUGUGACCUUUAGCGAUGUCGUUACAGUGUGAUUAAGAAGAUAAAAAGGAGGAUUAAAGGAGGAUUAGAAGAUUAGAAACAAGUGUAGCCAUACCCCAAAAUUUUUUUAUAAAGUACAACUCAGUUUUACCAUUUUUGUGGUGCCCGGAAUGAUGCGUAUCAUUUACAGGUGCAGGUGCACAGAAAUCAGGAAAACUGUCGCAUUUUCUAUUUAAUGCCCUCUACUUAAAUAUGCGUAUUUCAAUUUUCCGCUUCACCGAAAAUGAUAGACAUCAUAUCCGGAUAGACAUCAUAUCCGGGCGCCAUAAAAAUGGUAAA